Molecule: messenger RNA, 2491 nt
Organism: Peromyscus maniculatus bairdii (prairie deer mouse)
Lineage: Eukaryota; Metazoa; Chordata; Mammalia; Rodentia; Cricetidae
Gene: Cptp
Product: ceramide-1-phosphate transfer protein
Biological process (GO): intermembrane lipid transfer; ceramide transport
Cellular component (GO): membrane; cytosol; cytoplasm
Molecular function (GO): ceramide 1-phosphate transfer activity; ceramide 1-phosphate binding
Source: RefSeq, a predicted model, not a curated record
UGCGAAGGGCGUGGCAGGGGCUGCCCCUUGGGCUGCAAUUUAAGACUUCUGCCCAACCGCAAGCUGGAGCAGUCUCUGAACAGGCCCUGGGCCUGAGAGCAGCAUGGGGGUGCCUACCUGUCGUGAUCCAGGCCGCGAAGAUGCGUAGACAGCCGGAACGAACAGGAAAAGAUUCGGCUCCCACAGCAGCCUAAUUGUAGCUUUGGUCCCUGGCCUCCGCCGCGCCCUUUGCCCUCCCCGGAGUGGAAACCAGCCAGUCACCUGCCACAGGAAUCUGUCCCAGUUUACCACGGACAGCUCUAAGAGGCUACUUGGCUUCUGGCUGAGGCUCUGAGCAGGAAGGCCUGGCUACAGGAUUGUUAGGUGGCCAAAAAAAUGAACUGUAGGGGGCCUCAGAGGCUAUCUGCUCAGUGAACAGUACACAGGCCCUAAGAGAGAGGUGUGUGUCAAGAUUCUGGCCGUCGCCAUCUUUCUGAGGUUGUCCCUGACGCGUGAACACAAGAUCACUUCCAGAAUGUUCUCUGGAGCCAGUGGGAGGACUUAGCAAUUCUUCAUGUGUGAUGCUCUAGGAAGAAAAGAAACAGAAAAGCAAGAAGCAGUAGCAGCUGCAAACAGUGCAGGAACUGACCAGAUUACUAGCCUGAAGGGCAAGGAGCAGCCAUGUCAAGAUCUGUGGGUACAGGAUCCAUCAAGGGCACAGCAAGGUCAAAUUGGCUUGUGGGAGAGCUUGCAGCUCCUGAGGAAGGCACUCAGCCCAUGUUGGAAGAUGGAUGGCCCAGAGACAGAUUUCAACCUUAAAGUCGUCUUGGUCAGCUUCAAGCAGUGUCUCACUGAGGAGGGAGAGGUGCUGCUGGACCACUAUAUCGCCAGCUGGAAGGGACUUGUCAGGUUUCUGAACAGCCUGGGUGCCGUCUUCUCAUUCAUUUCCAAGGAUGUGGUCUCAAAGCUGCAGAUAAUGGAACAUCUGAGGAAGAGCCCACAGUAUGAACACUACACUAGCUUGCAGUCCAUGGUAGCCUAUGAGGUGGGCAACAAGCUGGUGGACAUAGAUAGAAGCUCCCGUUCCCGAUACCCUAACUCAGGCUGCCGGACUGUGCUGCGCCUACAUCGUGCUCUGCACUGGCUACGACUGUUCCUGGAAGGCCUACGCACCAGCCCUGAGGAUGCUCGUACCUCCACACUCUGCAGUGAUGCCUAUAAUGCCACACUGGCUGCCUAUCACUCCUGGAUCAUACGUCAAGCUGUCACUGUGGCUUUCUGUGCCCUGCCCACACGCAAGGUCUUCCUCGAGGCCAUGAAUGUGGGGUCCUCUGAGCAAGCAGUGGAGAUGCUGGGAGAGGCCCUACCCUUCAUUGAGCACGUGUAUGACAUCUCCCAGAAGCUCUAUGCUGAGCACUCCCUGCUAGACCUGCCUUAGUGGUGGUGCCCAUACUGUGUGGGCUUCUCCUGCUCAGAACUGGGCUUGGGCAACCUGGGACUACUCCCACAGCAGUGCUUUCUGGAUGCUACUGUCAUCCCUGAAAGCUGAACUUGCUGAGAACCACAGGCUGUGAACCAAGUGAGGUGGAUGCUAGUCAUGCUCUUGGUCCAGAAUGAGACACUUGAACUCCAAUUUUGCCCUCUACUUUAGUUAUGUGUGUGUUCAGUCAGUCCUUAUUGAAAUCCAGAUGGCAAACAGAGAUGGGGAGGAGCGUUAUGUUCUACCUCCCCUCCCAUGUGUGUAAUCUGAAAUGGUAUAAGGGCACAGGACCCUGGAGCUGAGGUUCUAUCUCCCUCACAGUCAACAUGCCCAGCCAAUGUGUAUCCUUCCUGUGUCCAUCUUGAGCCUGAGACAUGGCACCAGUGCCAGGCAAAUAGCCCUGGGUCCCAUAUUCCAAAAGCUGUCCUUGGGUAAGAUGGAGUUCCUUUGGUAGUGGCAUGAGCACUGAAAACUUCCCCCUGCCCUUUACCUGCCUCCUUGUUAGCCUCUCUGCAUAUCAAACAGGCCUUUGUCUCCUUGGAAAUGGAAACCAUCUGAAACUGCUAGUUGAGACUUCCUUAGGAAAACCUGCUCUGGUCAGUGCAGCCUGCCUCAUAGCUUCUGCAAUGUAGUAGCAUCAGCCUUCAGAAGGUGACCUCCUGCAGUGGCGCUCUUGCAGUAUAUGCACCCCCAAGAUUCUAAGAUGUCAAUACUAAUUGGCCAAACCAUUAUUUGGCCUCUCUCUAGCCAGUCUUGCUGCUCCUGUCACCAUGGUACUCAGGUGACAUAGAUAGAACAGGACUUGUGGAAGAGAGCUGGGCCCUCUUGUCUAGCUGACAGGUGACCAUACCCAGCAUGGUUGACACCCAUUGCAUAAGACCCUAACCUCUCCCACUGGGUCUUAAUGUUAAACCCCAGACAGUGUCCCCAGUGCAGGUGAUGUGUAUAAAUGCAAACUUUGGGACAUAUCUCUUUCCUCAAGAACUAUGAUAUAUGUUGUGUUUCCAACAUAAAUAAAUUACACCUACAUGA